CCCAGGUCCCACUCUCUUGCUCUCUGGCCUCUACCUCCCUUUCCUGUCUCCAUGUCUCUGAGGGUCUUGGUCUCUGUGUGAGUGGCUCCCGUUGUCUCUGCCUCCCAGCCCCUGGGUCUCUCACAGGUUCCUUCUCUCUCCCGUACUCUUUGCCCUUGCCAGAACCAGCCCCCCAGGAUGUUCCUCCUGCUGACAGCACUGCAAGUCUUGGCCAUAGGCAUGACACAGAGCCAAGAAGAUGACAACAAGAUAAUUGGUGGUUAUACGUGCAUCCAGAACUCACAGCCAUGGCAGGUGGCCCUGCUGGCAGGCGCCGGGCGUCGCUUCCUCUGUGGAGGAGCCCUGCUUUCAGACCAGUGGGUCAUCACCGCUGCCCACUGUGCUCGCCCGAUCCUCCGGGUAGCCCUGGGCAAGCACAACCUGAGGAGGUGGGAGGCCACCCAGCAGGUGCUCCGCGUGACUCGCCAGGUGGCACACCCCAGCUACAAUCCCCGGGCCCAUAACAACGACCUGAUGCUGCUGAGGCUGGAGCGGCCUGCCCGGCUGGGAAGGGCAGUGAAAACCAUCCCCGUCGCCCAGUCCUGUGCCAGCCCUGGGACGCCCUGCCUUGUGUCAGGCUGGGGGACCACAUCCAGUCCCAUCGCCAGGUACCCCAACUCUCUGCAAUGUGUGAACAUCAACGUCUUCCAGAACCAGACAUGCCAGCAGGCCUACCCUGGAGCCAUCACUGCUGGCAUGGUCUGUGCGGGGGUCCCCCAGGGCGGGAAGGACUCUUGUCAGGGUGACUCUGGGGGACCCCUGGUGUGCCGAGGACAGCUUCAGGGCCUGGUAUCCUGGGGAAUGGAGCGCUGUGCCCUGCCUGGCUACCCCGGCGUCUACACCAACCUGUGCAAGUACCAAAACUGGAUCCAGGAAACGAUGGAGGGCAGAUGGCGGUCCCCAUGACUGCGUGUCAGCUGUCCCCGCUGACCUCCCCAUGCAGGACCCUGAAGCUCUGUCCCCCAGCACCCUGGUCCUCACUCCUGGCUCUGGCCUCCCCGUUCCCAGAGCAGUGGCUU
This is a messenger RNA of Microcebus murinus (gray mouse lemur), 1058 nucleotides long. It is a transcript of the gene KLK14, whose product is annotated as kallikrein related peptidase 14. Gene Ontology annotation, molecular function: serine-type endopeptidase activity. Gene Ontology annotation, biological process: proteolysis; epidermis morphogenesis; seminal clot liquefaction. Gene Ontology annotation, cellular component: secretory granule. Lineage: Eukaryota; Metazoa; Chordata; Mammalia; Primates; Cheirogaleidae. The record is from RefSeq and is a predicted model, not a curated record.